Messenger RNA from Penicillium concentricum, 1515 nucleotides. RefSeq lists its product as uncharacterized. Lineage: Eukaryota; Fungi; Ascomycota; Eurotiomycetes; Eurotiales; Aspergillaceae. Gene Ontology annotation, molecular function: oxidoreductase activity, acting on the aldehyde or oxo group of donors, NAD or NADP as acceptor. The record is from RefSeq and is a predicted model, not a curated record. Bases 1 to 1515 code for a protein of 504 amino acids. The transcript has 3 exons.
AUGGACACCAUUUCUACGCUGUGGAAGCUGGACACCAUCGGCCGAGCCACGGGCUAUGUCACCAAUUCUGAGAACGAGCAUCUUCGUCUUCAGAAUUUCAUCGAGAAUAAAUUCCUUGAUCGUUCGCACACAUCGGAAUGGAUCGACUCGCUUGACCCUCGCUCGGGCAAUAUCUUGCUGAAACUGCCUCUUAGUCCCCAGAACGUCGUUGAAUACGCCGUCAAUGUGGCAUCUCGGGCUUUCAAGACCUGGUCCAAAACGUCUUCUUACAAGCGAUCUGAUCUUCUGCUACGGAUUGCGAACAUCCUGGAAGAGAAGAAGGAGAUGUUUUCGGUAUGGGAAAGCAUUGAUCAAGGCAAACUGCUCAAUCGAGCUCGCCGUGAAGUUGACUGUGCCAUUGAAAUUUUCCGAUACUUUGCCAGAUACAUACUGCAUGAUGAGGAUACUGCGGUGCAUCUUAACAGAGCACCAGAACAGUCCACCCUGACAUACGAACACCGAUUGCCAGUCGGGGUUUACGCGAUUAUCACUUCGUCAAACAUGCCGUUUUACCUUUUAGCUUCAAAUAUUGCCCCCUGCCUUGCAUUUGGAUGUACGGGUGUGGCCAAGCCAAGUGAACACUCUAGCAUGACUGCCUUUUUACUUGCCGAAGUGCUCCUCCAAGCCGAGCUGCCACCUGGUGUGAUGAACAUCGUUUUCGGAAAUGGACCUGACACCGGUUCGACUCUGGUAGGAUUGCCCCUCGUGCAGGGAGUUUCGUUUACUGGAGGGACCGAAACAGGAAUUCAGAUUCGAAAGGACACUGCGGUUGACAUUCACAAGCGCUUGUCUCUCGACAUCCGGGCCAGUAGUCCAACCCUAGUCUUUGGCGAUGUUGACCUCGAUGACGCAGUUUCUACAGCAGCCUACGCGGCGUUCGAAAACAGUGGACAGCUCUGUCUGGGCGGUUCUCGGAUCUACGUGUACCGAUCGAUUUACAAGAUUUUUCUCGCCAAGCUAAUCCGAUUUGUCGUCGAGAAUUACCAGGUAGCCAGAGACCUUGGUCCAGUCGUUUCUCAGGAGCAUUACGACAAGAUUCGAUCCCGCCUUGUUCAGGCCAGUGAAGAAUAUGUCAUAUUUGAGAUUGGUGAGAUCCCCAAGGAAGCUCCGAAUGAUGGUUUCUGGGUCGGUCCGACAGUCUUAAGCCACAUACACCCUAAUAGUCGCUUAGUUCAGGAGGAGAUCUUUGGGCCUGUGGCCGCUGUUUAUUCAUUCGAUACAGAAGCAGAAGUGGUCAGGCUGUGCAAUAACAAUUCCAACGGAAUGGGGGCUGUGAUCUUGACCGAUGACCUGUCCCGCAUGCGCCGAGUCGGAGAACAUCUUGAUGCAGGGCUUACAUGGGGAAGUUGCUGGCUGGGCCGUGAGCUCGGUGCGGGAUUGAAUGACGUGAAGGCGGCUGGCACGGGGCGUGGAGGAGGCGCACGUAGCCGGGAUGUCUUUACACGACUGCAAGCGGUGCAUGUUCCAUCCUACUAA